AAAUGGUCCCUCCAUCUGGCAACGUUUUCCAGCAGCGUCACUGUACGCGCGGCGACUCGGAGGCAGACAAAAAUCCAUAUUAAAAUGGAGGAGAAGAGCCAGGCCGCGGAGCGAGAGGCCAAGAAGGAUGAGGCCCACGAGAAGGACGCGCGGAACAAGAGCUCCAAGAAGAGAGAAGCUCGGAAGAAAAAGAAAGAGACGGCGCACGCAGCUAGUGAAAAUCAUAACAAUAAUAAGGAGGAUAAGGAGAUGCCGAGCGCGUGCAAUAUCUCUAUAAAAGAUAUCCAGAUGGCAAUGGAGGUAUUCAAUAUGCAACAGAAACCUGCCAAAACUCAGGAGGAAGCAAUGCAAAAGCCUUAUCAAUUUUGGAAUACGCAGCCUGUACCGAAAAUGGAUGAGAAAAUUGUCCGCAACGAGCCAAUUGAGCCCGACAAGACCUCUGUUAGAGCGGAGCCGUAUUCGCUACCUGCCGAUUUUCAAUGGGACACUUUGAACCUGGACGAUCCUCUGGUCUUGUCGGAACUGUACACAUUACUCUCGGAGAACUAUGUCGAAGACGACGACGCAAUGUUCAGAUUUGAUUAUCCCCCGGACUUUUUGAAAUGGGCGUUGCAACCUCCUGGCUGGUGCAAGGAAUGGCACUGCGGCGUGCGAGUGAGCAAGAGCGGACGUCUAGUCGGUUUUAUUUCCGCUAUUCCAGCUACUUUACGUGUCUACAGUCACUCCCAAAAGAUGGUGGAGAUUAAUUUUCUGUGCGUGCACAAGAAGCUGCGAUCCAAGAGAGUAGCACCUGUGUUGAUACGUGAAAUAACAAGGAGAGUAAAUCUGAAGGGUAUCUUUCAAGCUGUGUACACUGCCGGAGUCGUUCUACCAAAACCUAUCGCGACGUGCAGGUACUGGCAUCGAUCGUUAAAUCCAAAGAAAUUAAUUGACAUCAAGUUCUCUCAUCUCACUCGCAACAUGACGAUGCAGAGAACCUUAAAGCUAUACAAACUGCCAGAGAACACGAAAGUACCGGGCUUCAGGAAGCUGGUUUACACGGAUAUACCACAAGCGCAUAAGAUAUUAACGGAAUAUCUAGAGAAGUUCGAUCUCGCUCCAGUAUUCUCAGUCGAAGAGUUUGAACAUUGGUUUUUGCCGCAAACCGGCAUUAUUAAUAGCUUUGUUGUGGAGAAGGAAGGGAAAAUCACCGAUAUGGUGAGUUAUUAUACAUUGCCGAGCUCCAUUAUGCACCAUCAGACCCACAAGACCCUUAAGGCCGCGUAUAGUUUCUACAAUGUGUCUACUACAACGCCAUGGCUCGAACUAAUGAUGGAUGCCUUGAUAUCAGCGCGCGAUUUGGGGUUUGAUGUAUUUAAUGCGUUGGAUCUCAUGGAUAACAAGGAGUUUUUAGAGCCCCUCAAAUUCGGGAUUGGCGAUGGCAAUCUUCAAUACUAUCUAUACAAUUGGCGUUGCCCCAGUAUGACACCCGGCAAGAUUGGUCUUGUGCUCCAGCGUAAACGUCUCAUCACUGUCGAAAGGUCUCGCGCAGAGACCCUUCCAUUGUUUGGCACCACUAUUGCCAAUUCAUUAAUUAGUGGCGCCUCGAUAUCGCACAACUCCCGAAACGUUCGAACGCCAGUUUGUAAUUCACCGACGAGAGGCUCGUUACCACCGAAGUUUGUGGUAUCCUGCUGCGAAACUCCAUCGUCCAAACGCGGACCACGGGCUGUCACGAUGCUACCAGUCCGAUACUCUCCGAUUUUUGCCUUCGUGUCUGUCGCGGCCGCCACUUUUUUUGGCUUGGGCACAACGACCCCCGGGGCAGGCAACCCGCCGCAAUUCGACGUUUAUUGGAACGUGCCCAGCUUUAUGUGCCAUCAGUACGGCUUGACGUUCGACAAUCUCAGGGGUCUUGGAAUUCGUCAAAAUACGAUGGAUAGAUUUCGCGGUGAAGAGAUCGCGAUCCUUUAUGAUCCCGGAAUGUUUCCAGCGUUGUUAACCGAUAAAACUGGAGUCGUGACAAAAAGAAAUGGCGGCGUUCCUCAAGAGGGAGAUCUGAAGAAACACCUCGAGACGUUCCAGAAGCACUUGACCAAGCAAAUCCCCGACGGGUCAUUUAGCGGUAUUGGCGUUAUAGACUUCGAGAGCUGGCGGCCGAUCUUCCGACAAAAUUGGGCCUCUCUCGAGCCGUACAAAACCCUGUCCAUAAAGCUGGAACGUGAGAGACAUCCCAAUUGGAACGACGGAGCCAUCAAGAGGGAAGCGAAGCGUCGCUUCGAAAAGUACGGCAGAAUAUUUAUGGAAGAGACCUUGAAGAUGGCAAAGAAGCUUCGGCCUAAGGCCGCAUGGGGCUAUUACGGUUAUCCGCAUUGCUUCAAUCAGACUCCUGGGCAGCGCACCGCACACUGCGACCGCCAGGCCAUGGUGGAGAACGACGAAAUGUCUUGGCUCUUCACGCUCGAGGACACGCACUUGCCUUCCGUGUACUUGAGGCAGGAGAUUAAAGAAGAGGAUCGAGUGGGCUUCGUGAAGGGCAGAGUGUCGGAGGCGUUACGUGUGGCGGCGAAAACAAGUUGGUACAAACAGCAACAAAUUCUACCCUAUUACUGGUUCAAGUAUCAAGAUCGCAGAGAUCACUUUUUGAGUAACAAAGAUACGGAAAAUGUGUUCAGCACGAUCGCAAACCUCGGUGCCGACGGCCUGAUCAUUUGGGGUAGUUCCGAGGACACGGAUACGGAACAGAAAUGCAAGGACCUGCAGCAAUACGUGAGAGAGACUCUGGGACCGGCGAUAAAGCGGAUCAAACGGUUCUAA
Messenger RNA from Vollenhovia emeryi, 2796 nucleotides. Its product is annotated as glycylpeptide N-tetradecanoyltransferase. Gene Ontology annotation, cellular component: cytoplasm. The record is from RefSeq and is a predicted model, not a curated record. Gene Ontology annotation, biological process: defense response; N-terminal peptidyl-glycine N-myristoylation; carbohydrate metabolic process. The transcript has 12 exons. Lineage: Eukaryota; Metazoa; Arthropoda; Insecta; Hymenoptera; Formicidae. Gene Ontology annotation, molecular function: hyalurononglucosaminidase activity; glycylpeptide N-tetradecanoyltransferase activity. Bases 85 to 2796 code for a protein of 903 amino acids.